Molecule: messenger RNA, 4472 nt
Organism: Nomascus leucogenys (northern white-cheeked gibbon)
Lineage: Eukaryota; Metazoa; Chordata; Mammalia; Primates; Hylobatidae
Exons: 2
Coding region: 2190-2648 (152 amino acids)
Source: RefSeq, a predicted model, not a curated record
CAUUUUUAAAAGUAAAGAGAAACUCAUGGAAUUAUUUUUAGUAAUAUAUUUUGCCCAAUAUAUCCAACAUAUUACUUCAAUAUAAAAUCAAUAUAAAAUUAUUAGAGAUAUUUUAAAUCCUUUCUUCAUAUUAAAUUUUUGAAAUUGUGUAUAUAUUUUACACUCAACAUAUCUCAAUACAAACUAGCUGCAUUUCAAGUGCUCAAUAGCCACAUGAGGCUGGUGGCUACCAGAUGAAACAGCACAGAUCUAGACUCUCUAAUGAAAAUGGAUUUUUUUAAAAAAAUAACUUUUAUCUGUAUUCUUAUUAUUCUUCAACAGACACAAAUUGCAUGCAUUUCUGUAUUUUUACAACUUGCUAUUUUAAAUAUCUUUGGCAUAUCUUCACAUUCAUCCUCUAAUGCAAGUUAUUUUUCUAAAUGGCACAUGUCGCAUCAGCAUCUGUCUUCACUUUGACAUAUAUAUUCAUAUUUAGCUCCUAUCUGCUCCACUGCCUCAAGACAUUCUCCCUGUUCCCUGCCUCCUGCCACCUUCUCCCUCUGCACAUCACUGGCUGUGAAGGUUCAGAUGCCCAGAAGAAACGUUUUCCACAUCUUCACCGCCUCUUCACAAUGCACAAUUUCUAGCUCUACUUUAGUAGAUCUAAGGUCACUGACUCAUGACUCAGAAAAGUCAAAUGCAAAUCGUAGGAAAAGCCUGUCUUCACUGCUUCAAAGUUAUGUUUAAAAUAGGCUUGUUAUAUUUACUUUUACUUAAAAUUAGAAACAGUCGAAAAAAAUGAAAUGCAUGGCCCACUUGGUUCCUUUUCAAAAUAAACUGGCCUAAUGGUUCUCCACAAACACAAGCAACUCAAUUUUUAAUCAAAAAAUGUACUUCUUGCCUCAAAGACUUUACUAAAAUAAUGUUUUUGGUUCUUAACUAUAGAAACAGUUUCACCACUGGAAAAUGUGAACAUGAGGUAGAUACAGCUUAAGAAGUUAAAAGUCUUGAAUUAGGAAAUUAAGGUGUUGUCAUUGACUUUAAACACCUAUAGACUUUGUAAUUCAUAUUAGUUUGGUUUCCCAUUGCUCGAUGUGUUUGCCUUCCUAAUAAUGACAGACUUGCUCUUCUCCCCCAGGCUCUAAAAGGUAGCAUGUGGAACCCUGGGGAGUUAUGAGACCUGGAUUUGGGUCCUCACUGCCAGUUGCCAGCCAGAUAUAUGACCUUGGCGUCCAUUCACCCCGCUGGCCUCAGCCUUCCUGCUGUAAAAAGGGGGUUGACAGCAGGCUCCUUCAGACUGCCUCCACCUCUGCCCCCCGACCUUCGCUCAUCCUCCUCUAUGCCAUUAUCCCUGAAGCAUUUGCCUCCUCAUGUACCUCCUCCUUCCCAAAAGACAAGAUGGCUGGCAGCACGUAAGUGAAAAGGGAAUGAAAAGCUGUUUAAAAAAAAAAAAAAAAAUUCUAAAAUGAGUCACCUUUCAAGAAUUUCCCAUUUCCUCAUGCCUGGGUGCUUGAUCGUGUCGCUAAAUCAGUUCUUCCAAUGAAACUUGCUCUAAGAACCCGGUAUUUGUUAUGUGCACUGCUCUUGGAUGAUGUUUACAAUGUGCACCCAUCUCUUUUAAGAGCUUGUAGGUAUCAAACCACCUCCAGGUUGUGCAUCAAAAAGACAUCAGCAGCCACAGAGUCAACUUUAGUUGAGCCUGGAGAAAAUCAGACCAAAACCGUAGAGUUUUAACUAGGUUUUGUAUCAUCUUUUCAUAAGUUAGGAAAAAUAAUUACAGCUCUCCAAACUUCCCACUUAACAUCUCCCAGGACCCUGCAGCACCCUAAAAUCUAGCCGGCUCCAAGAAUCACUCCCUACUUCGUACCCGGAUGAGCCUUGCCUCACACUAAUUCCCUCCCUGAGGCUUAAGUCAGGGGGCAGCUGAUGGUUGUGGUCUGUGCUGCUUCCGCCCGGCCUGAUUUUUCAUGCUGCCAUUUUGAAUUAGCACAGGUUUCCUCUGCAACUGAUGCAUUUUCUAACCAGGCUGGGAACACAACACGCGCACACACACACACACACGCACCCACCCACCCUACCCGGCUGCCGGACGCAAGCGUAAGUCAAGGCACUUGCAAGCUAGAAUCAGACAGAAAAUCCAGAAAAGCCACGUUAUUUAACAGAACCGUACAAGGUCAGCUUUGAGUCAAGGCAGAUAACAGCUUCCUUCGAUGUUUUCAUGGACAUUUUUAUUCCCAAAUCCGAGUUCUCGUCAAUUCUCUAAAGUUCAAGCGCCCCUCCUGCUUUGCAGACCACAUUUCUCUCGGCCCUCGCCAAUGAGGUCGCCAAAUACUCGACGCCUCAAGAGCGAGCCGAGAAGGCGGAGGCCGACCAAGCCGGACAAUCCCUAUCCCAGGAACACGCGCCGGCCUCUCGGCAGCCCCGCCCGGCGCCCCGCGGAGAACGCCCGGGUGCGGCUCGAGGGAAGUUGUGUCAAGUCCCACGCGCGGCCCGCGGAGAACACAGCGGCGGCCCGCGCGCGUCGGCCUAGCGGGGAGGGCUGCUCCGGGACACGGUGCGGCGGCCGCGGGCGAGUUGGACGCGCUGGCAGAGCCGGGCCGAAGGCGGCGGGCGUCUCCGGGCAGCCAUGUUCGCGGCGCCCGCCCGCGCAGCAGAUGGUGUACUGUUAGACGACAAGAACCUGCUUCUAGCGAUCUUUGCGUCUCCAGGACCUGACUUGUGACCAUUCAAUAAGAGUUUGAUAGAUGGACAGAUUAAUGAAUAGAUGAAGAUGAUUAGAAGCCAAAAUUUCUGAAUCUCCCUAGCACCCAGAACAUGGCUUAACAUCAAGGAAAUGCUCACUAAAUACUUUCAUAAUGGAAUGAAUGGAACCGAUGCCUAAUUGAAAAUCAUUAGGCUGUAAACCAUUUCCAUGUUCCAAUUUCUUCGUUUAUAGAACAGAAAUGAUAGUGUAACCACCUGAAAAUCCUUCGCCUAAACUUCCAAAACCACACCCAUCUCAUCAAUGAAGUCUGACUCUCUAGAAAGAAGCAAAUGACUGAAAUCAUGGUCCUGUGCCUUGACCAAAAUAUCAUCUGUCAGAACAAAAGUAGUAGGUCAGUGAAACGGCAUUAGUAUAUCCUUCAACAGGCAAAUAAGUGAUUGUGUAGUUUGCUUUUAAAGUCGCUGUGAAAAGUUUUAGGUGAACAUCACCUACACAUUAAAAAUGGAAUCAAGUCAUUUUCUCUAAGAAAUGGAGUUUGAGAUAUGAGAAUUCUUUUGGGCUUUUUCUACUUAUUGCCCAAUUAUACACCCAGAUAUAUUUCUGCAGUAUUUCAAAGAUUCUAGUUCUAAUUUUUAUAAUAAAAAAAUUAGCAGCCUUUUCCAGACCACAUGUUUCCAACAAGAACUUCAAAGGCCUCGCUCGCUAUAUAAAACUGGCUUUAAACAAUUUCCUUUCCCAAAGAAGGAAACAAGAUAUUUCGGCUUUGUAAAAGAGGUAAAAUACAAGCCACCUUUCGUGCUGGAGAGCUGGCAUAAGUGAGUGGAUUCUUAAUUACUAUUUUACCUGCGGGGCAUAAUUACUUACGUGGAGUGAAAUAAAGAGCCGUCCUUUUCUAAGUAGCCUUCAUAGUGGACCAACAUCAAAUCCCCUCCUUUGGUCUUGCGAUGGCAGAUGAAUGGCUUCUGGAGAACUUCAAUUUUCACUUCUGGUUCAGGGAUCAAAGCCCCAAUCAAAGAAGAGACGAAUAGAGUCAAGACCGCGUUCCCCAAGAAAAGCCUCAUGUUGCUGAAGCAGAAAAGAAGUCCCUACAAAAGCAGCGAAAGGGCCCUUGACUUCACAGAUUUAAGAGCGUAGUUCAAGGCUUAGGGACAACGGCUUCAGGCAAAUUCAAGACUCCCCCUUCUUAGAAGACGUGGCACAUUUACCACCAACUACUUUCUCACGGGUCAGGAACCUACCUUUAAAGAGUUAAGCACAAAUGCGGGCCUGACUGGCUCUUAUAACGCGUCCGCCUGGGAAUAGCGGCCUCCCAUUGGCUGUUGGUGCUGUCCUUCAGGCAGCUCUCAAGCCAAUGACGCUGCAACGAUGGAAUUUACAGCCCGGUAGAGCCGGGCAGCUGCCAAGCGGCGGAUCAUCCCAUGUGGUCCUAGAGCCCGGCGGAUUUCAGAAUUCAACCAGCGUGGAUUUUGGGAGAGGGGCGGGGCGCAGAGCCAACCGGAAACUCCUCCGGCAGAUUUAUCUCUGUUGAGAACCCCGCUGAGAGACGUAGGAAGAGUCCUGGGGCCCUGCGAAACCUUCGGGGUUCCAGGAAAGAGUCGUUUACUCUCGCCGUUGGAGAGCGGCCCCCCAAGAUGCCACAAUCCUAGGAUUUUGCUAUUGCUCAUAAACUGUAAAGACUGACAUAGUGCUUUAGGGUUCACAAAGCGCGUUCCCGUUGCAUGAACCUCACUACAACCAGUAAGGCAGGUUCUUUUUUCCCAUUUAAAAGAGAAGUAAAUUUAGACCAGGA